CAGAAUAUUAACUAACCUUUCAAUUAAAUAACUUAUAAUCUUUAUUAAUUUGACAACUAACAGGCAGACCCUAAUUUGUAGUACAUGUUAUGGCUGAUUUAGAUAAGUUAUGUCUUUUAUCCAAAGUGUCGGAUACAUCUUUAUUAACGAAGUUUUUACAUGAAUGUAUCGACGAUUUAGUUGAAACAAAAAAAGCUAAUUUUGACAACUUCAUCAGUUCUGAUAUCCAGUGGACCAGAGAAGAUUAUGAUAGUGCAAGAGUCGCAGUACAAAACUUCUUUAGCCAAAGUGUUAUUGAAGAUAAUUUGAUUUUGGAGCCACUGAAGCUAGGCAAAAACGUCGAAGAAACGAUUCUAAACUGUUUCGAAAUCAGGAAGAAUGGUAUCUUUCAGGCAUUGGCAAAAACUGCUAUUUUGAAAAAUGGAAACACCCUUGUAGAGAAUAUAGAUUGGAAACUGAAGUGGGUGCUAGGUUCUUCUGAUUUAGCUACAAUUAGGGAUCCUCUACUUCAAGUUCAGUUACAUUGCUGUAGGAAUCGAGACGAAAAGUGUGAAAAAAAUACUGUUGAUUUUGAAGCAAACUUAGAACAAGUAGAUCAUUUGAUCAGAGAACUAAGUGAUAUUAAAAGACAUCUUCAAGAGUAAUAUUUCAAUAAAUUUCACCAAGUUCUGAAGCUAAUGAGAUUUUAUAAAUCGCGCAAAUAAAAUGGAAAUACACAAUAUAAUGUGAA
Leptinotarsa decemlineata (Colorado potato beetle) is the source of this 730-nucleotide messenger RNA. Its product is annotated as COMM domain-containing protein 8. Lineage: Eukaryota; Metazoa; Arthropoda; Insecta; Coleoptera; Chrysomelidae. The record is from RefSeq and is a predicted model, not a curated record.